Molecule: messenger RNA, 466 nt
Organism: Acaulospora colombiana
Lineage: Eukaryota; Fungi; Glomeromycota; Glomeromycetes; Diversisporales; Acaulosporaceae
Source: the annotation of a GenBank genome assembly
CGGAAAAAAUCCUUGGACUGAUGAUAUCAAUGCUUGGGAGCCAGAAAGAUAUGAGGUUGAGAAUGUAUUGUCUAGGAGAUGGGAAGACGGUCAGGAGCUGUUUUUGAUACAGUGGAAGGGAUAUUCAAAAGACACUUGGGAACCCCGAGAGAACCUCGACAACUGUCCCGAACUCCUAGAAAGAUUUUUCCAAAUGGCUCAAGAAACAGAACUCAUUACUCAAAUGAACGUUAACGUUUACAAAAAUUAUGAAAACAUCUGGAGUACCGGUCCAGAGGAAAGAAGGAUAUUUUAUGAAAGUUACGAGAUGGGUCAAAUGUUCAACGAGGACAUGUAUGAUAAAUUGAUACUCAAAAAGUAUAACGACAGGGAAAGGAGGAUCGAGUAUAGUGGAAAAGAUAGCAUUGCUGAGGAUUAUAAAGUUGAAGAUGUGCCGUUGAAAUUGGAUAGAGAUAAGAGGAGAUGA